CGGAUCGAUGCUUCUCUUCUAUUAGAUUGAGAUCGAUCGAGAAGAAGCAGCUAGCGAUAAUGGAGGAGCCGAAGCCGGGAGGAAUCCACGACUCUGAUGAAUCCACUCAGAAUAGCGCAGAGAUCGAAGGUCUUGCUCUCUUCGCCGUUCAACAAUACAACAAGACGGCGAAUGGUCCUCCAGUGGAGCUGGAGAGGGUGGUGAAAGUGAAGGAGCAGGUGGUGGCCGGUGUGAUGUACUACCUCACGCUGGAGGUGAAGGAGGGCGAGGAGAAGAAGCUGUAUGAAGCCAAAGUCUGGGUGAAGCCAUGGAUGAACUUCAAGGAGCUGCAAGAGUUCAAUCCUGUAGAAACACAAAGUCAAGUUGAUGAUGCUGCUGCUGCUGCUGCAGUAAUUAAUUAAUUAAUUAAUUAAUAGUUCAGGUGUGCAAGAAUAAAGAGAGAGAGAGAGAAGAAUCAUUGUGGAAUGUGUUGUGCUUAUUUGUAAUGUGAGACUGAUAUUAAUUAAGUUUACUAUUGUGAAAAAAAAAAUGAUCAUGGCUGGAUGUUUAUUUUGUAUGGAAUAAUCUUUGUAAAGAGACUUUAUGUUAUUGGUAUGAACUUGGCUGGAAUAAUCUUUGUAUGAACUUGUUUCAUUAAUUGUCAAGAUAUUUUUAUUGUUCCUAA
This is a messenger RNA of Zingiber officinale, 664 nucleotides long. Its product is annotated as cysteine proteinase inhibitor A-like. The transcript has 3 exons. The record is from RefSeq and is a predicted model, not a curated record. Lineage: Eukaryota; Viridiplantae; Streptophyta; Magnoliopsida; Zingiberales; Zingiberaceae. Gene Ontology annotation, molecular function: cysteine-type endopeptidase inhibitor activity. Bases 60 to 401 code for a protein of 113 amino acids.